This is a messenger RNA of Rodentolepis nana, 498 nucleotides long. NCBI's taxonomy places the organism in Eukaryota, Metazoa, Platyhelminthes, Cestoda, Cyclophyllidea, Hymenolepididae. The record is from the annotation of a GenBank genome assembly.
AUGGUGACGCAUAAUUGCGUCCCAAUGACAGAAUCAGCCUCCAGUGAGUCCAUUUUACUAAAGGCCCACUCCCCCCUGCGAUGCCUUUCCACAACGACUCGCUCCUCUUCAAUUUCCACCUCCAAAUUGGAUUUCCACUCGAACACGAAUAGCAGUGACAGUUGUACAACAGCCACCACCACCAGCAGCAGCAGCAGUGGUUCUGGUGAAAAGACUCUCGAUUCCGGUAGGACUAGCGUUUGCGCCUCCUCGGGUUGUCAAUUUCACCAGAUUCCGAAAUUUUUUUCCAGUGACGAGGAGGACGAGGAUUGGAGCAUAAGCGAGAACGCCGCAUCAGGGGUCACACAUUUCACUCGCGAGGAAACAAUGUAUAUCCCCACUUACCGCCUUAUGACCGCAUUGGAUAUUUGGAUUCAGGAAAUCCGCGGACAAACUGAGAAUGAAUUACCCAGUCCAAUGAUUAACAAACCCCUCAGCCAAUCCUCGUCCUGUACAUAA